GUCCUCACCACCACGAGAAGGUUAUCACAAAGCAAUUUGCUCUGACACUGUUGAAGGAAAUCUCCCCCAGAAGCAUUUGCUGAAAGUGCUACAUUUGUCACUAGGGUGCCUGGCAUUUCAUACUUUGCUUCGAAAAAAAAAAAAAGACACAUAACUAAUUAGAAAAGUUAUAUACUGAGAGAGGUCACCACAUUUUUGGAGUACGGGAAAAAAGAGGAAAAUAAAGAUCUGGGAUUGCUUCAAAACAAAAAUGAUGUUGGAUCUGAAAGGCUGUGCCCAGGAGACAGAGCACCCAUCAGGCACAGAGCCGCACAGGAUGAAAGACAAGUGACAUGUAGCCUAUGGACAGAAACCACAAGAAGAGGAGAUUAUGUUUCUUUUAUUAACUCUUUUCUGGACGUUCAUUUUAUUCACUGGUUUAUGUCACGCCAAAGGACUAGAGCCAUGGGACUGCCAGGAAAAUUAUCAUUACGUAGGUAACAACCGGUCUGCUUGUAACGGUCCAACACCUUUCCUGUUAUUCAGCCAUGGAAAUGAUAUUCUCAGCAUUGACAUUGAUGGUACUAAUCUCAAGACAAUAGUGGCCAGCGCAGGAUCAUCGGUGUUGCUGGAUUUUGAUCAUAAGGAACAAAGACUUUACUGGCUUGAUCCUAAGAGAGGCUUUAUACAGAGGAUAUUUCUAAAUAAAACUAAACGUGAGAGAAUGCGUGCUGUAAUACAAGGAGCCACACAAUUCACAGUGGAUUACAAAAACAAGAACAUUUUCUGGACUAACCAGCAAAAGGGAACCAUAGAGUGGACUGGCACGAGUGGAAAGAAAGCUAGAACCCUUUUGAGAGGUUUAGUUCACCCCAACUUCAUUUCUGUUGAUCCAGUGGAGGGGUUACUCUUCUGGACAUCUGGUAGUUCGGUGUCAGUGAUUCAAAGAUCUAAUCUGAAUGCAACCUCCAUAACUGCUGUUACUGAAAUGAGGGGGGAUAUUAAAGCCCUUGCACUGGACAUAGAUACUAAGAAAAUAUACUGGAUCUUAUCUAAACUAGAAGGUGAAGAAUCAAGCAUUGGCACUUGUACUUACUAUGGGGACUCUGUAACAGUAAUCAAGAAAAUAGGCCAUUUUUCAAGACAAAGCAGUUGGGGACUUUCACUUUUCUCAGAUCACAUCUACUAUACAGAGAGAAAAUCUUCCAUCCAGAUUCUAAGUAAAUACACUGGAAAAGAAAAUGUAAUAAUCACUUUAAAACUGUCCACUGUGGACAUCUCAGAUAUAAAAAUAAUCCCUCGGCUGACAUCGAGCUUUCCUUCCAGGUCCGGGUCAGAGGUGUGCACUUUGGUGAAUGAUCAUUGUACAGGGGUAUGCCAAAGCAACAGAGUUAACCAGCAGUGCAGAUGUAACCAAGGCUUUCAACUUUCUUAUGAUGGCAAACACUGUGAAGAUAUUAAUGAAUGUGCCUUAUGGAGUCAUGGCUGCACUCUCGGCUGUGAAAAUAUCCCAGGCUCCUAUUAUUGUAGCUGUCCCAGAGGUUACGUCCUUCUCCCAGACAACAAGUCAUGUCAAGAUGAGAUACCAUGUACACAGGACAACAGGAACUGCAGUCAUGGCUGCGUACAGACAGCUGGAGGACCUAUCUGUUUCUGUCCUGAAGGGUCUGUUCUUGAAAGUGAUGGCAAAACAUGCAGAGGUUGUUCCUCUCCAGACAAUGGUGGAUGUAGCCAGGUAUGCAGGAGAACCAGAGAUGACAGCUGGGAAUGUGACUGUUUUCCAGGUUAUAAUCUUCAGAGGGACAAGAAAAGCUGUCUUGCUUCCGGUCCUCGGCCAUUUCUAAUGUUUGCAAAUGUACAUGACAUCCGGAGGAUAAACUUUGAUGGGACCCAGUAUGAAAGUCUUCUGGCUUCACAGAUGGGGAGAGUCUUGGCUCUGGAUUAUGACCCUGUGGAAAAUAGGAUUUACUUUGCACACACAGCUCUGAAGUGCAUAGAAAGUGCAAAUAUGGACGGAAGCAGCCGUACAAAGGUGAUUUCCGAAGUCAUGGACACACCAGAGGGUCUAGCCAUUGAUGCCAUCCACCGAAAACUUUACUGGACAGACAGAGGAAAAUCCUGCAUAGAAAUUAGUGAUUUAAGUGGAAGAAACCGGAAAAUAAUUGUGAAGAAAAAUGUACAUGAGCCAAGAGGAAUUUGUGUUCAUCCAGGUGCUGGGAGAUUAUUUUGGACAGAUAUUGGGCCCAAUCCAUAUAUAGGAAGCUCCAGUCUAGAUGGUCAUGAAAGGAUGGUUGUGAUCAGCAGUAAUUUAGCGUGGCCUAGUGGGAUUACUGUGGACACCCUCACAAAUAAGCUGUAUUGGUGCGAUACCAAGAGAUCUGCUGUUGAAUCUUCUGAUUUGGAUGGAUCAAACCGAUUCCUCCUUUCGCAGAAUGAUGUAGGCCAUCCUUUUGGUAUAGCAGUAUUUGAAGAUCACAUAUGGUUGACUGACUGGCUGCAGCCAUCUAUAAUAAGAAUGAACAAAAGGAAGGCAAAGAGCUGGGUACGUGUACAGGGCGAUAUGAAGAGGCCUUCCGCACUUGUGGUCAUACACCCUUUGGCCAAGCUAGCCAUUACUGACAGCAUACCUGAACCUAGAAAAUACAUAACUGUAGGCAAUGAGACAAAGCGCCAUGAGUCCUUCCUCCACGGCCCACUAACUACCAUCUUUUAUGCGACAGUUAAUGAUUCUCACACCAGCAAUGCACUGGCAACUGAAAUACUGGUGUCAGAUGAGAGUCUCUGUGUGCACAGUCAGUGCGAUAUCAAUGCACGCUGUGUGCUAUCACAAGAUGGACCAAGAUGCCAGUGCCUGGAAGGCUAUACUGGGAAUGGCAGGACCUGUAAUGAUAUUGAUGAAUGCCUUUUUUUACACAUUGCUGCUUGCGACCCAUACCGAGCAGAAUGUAUUAAUAUGGAGGGCGGUUAUAUCUGCAGAUGCAUGGAAGGUUUUCUGGGAAAUGGUCUUGAGUGCACUGAGCCAUUCGCAACUGUUAAUACGACAGUAAAUGACACAUCUGGAAAAAGUCACACACAGGACUGUCCUGCUUCCCAUGAUCACUUCUGUUACCGCGGCAAAUGCAGAUACUUCCCGGAUCUGGACGAAUACGGCUGUAUUUGUAUUGCAGGAUAUUUUGGAGAACGAUGUCAGACUUAUGACCUGAUUUGGUGGGAGAAGCACAGUGCACAACUGAAGAUUCGCAACAUCACGAUUAGUGUUUCAUUGGUGGUUCUCCUCCUUGUACUAGGACUUGGGGGUUUUGCAGUGUACUAUUACAGGCAUCAACUUAAGCAAAGCGGAGACACUGACAGGCGGCACGUCGAGCAGCAUUAGAAGCGGGUAGAAGUCAGCCUACGUGUCCAGUGAGCCUGAGAAAUUGGAGAAUGGACAAGUUAUUGGUCUAUGGAGCGCGGCCAAAACACUGGAUCAUGUAUAAACUAAUAAAGCUUGGAAAAAGAUCCUGAAUACGAACAAAUCACAAUGGAUUCUACAAUACAGGCUAGAGUGGAUCCUCUUUUCUUAAUUCUUUUUUGAACUGGAAUAUAAUUUGCAGAGAAUCAUCCUUCAAAAAUACCUGGAAAUGGGGAAGGAGGGUAUGUGGAUGAAGACUGUAACAUUGCCAAAAGGGAUGGUUUGUCAAAUAAACCGUUAUCUGGAUUAUUGUGAUGUCAUUAUCCCAGUAAGUGCUGAACAUGACAAGUUUUUUUUAAACCCAUUUGUUAUACAGAUAGCUUGUCCUGAAACAUGACUAGUGUUAUUUAAGAUACACCCAUAGUGAAGUUAGACGUUCAUGUUUCCAUUAAUGUACAUAUUGUCUAUUUCUGCUGAAAAGGUCACAACGGCAAAUGCACUGGAGAUGUUCAUUGUGAUAACAAUGAACCAUUUCUACUGUGUCUAGAGCUGCUGUUAAUAUAGUACACAAUUAUAGAUGUAAGUACAAAGGACACUGACCAAAGGCGGAUCAUAACAGGGAUGUUUAGGGUGACAGCUCCAGGUCCGAAAUCCCUGUAGGCCCAUUGUCAUCCAAACUCCCAUUACAAGGAAGGAGAGCACCAUAAGAUAAGCCUUCAAUACAAAUGUAUUUCACUAAAGAUGCACUAAACCCAAAGUCCUAAGCUUACAAUAUCAUUUACAAUAUAAAUGUUACUGGAAGUCCACAGAACUGGAUAUAUUUGAGAUAAUGUCUAUCACAUGUCUACCCCAUGAGUAGUGAUCAGGAUGUAGACAUUUUUCUGGUACUACAUAAAGUAGUGAUCAGGAUGUAGACAUUUUUCUGGCACUACAUAAAGUAGCGAUCACAUGGUAGACAUUUUUCUGGUACUACAUAAAGUAGUGAUCUUGGGGUAGACAUUUUUCUGGCACUACAUAAAGUAGUGAUCAUGGUGUAGACAUUGUUCUGGUACUACAUAAAGUAGUGAUCAUGGGGUAGACAUUUUUCUGGCACUACAUAAAGUAGUGAUCAUGGGGUAGACAUUGUUCUGGUACUACAUAAAGUAGUGAUCAUGGGGUAGACAUUUUUCUGGCACUACAUAAAGUAGUGAUCAUGGGGUAGACAUUGUUCUGGUACUACAUAAAGUAGUGAUCAUGGGGUAGACAUUUUCGUGGCACUACAUAAAGUAGUGAUCAUGGGGUAGACAUUUUUCUGGGACUACAUAAAGUAGUGGUCAUAGGGUAGACAUUUUUCUGGGACUACAUAAAGUAGUGGUCAUGGGGUAGACAUUGUUCUGGUACUACAUAAAGUAGUGAUCAUGGGGUAGACAUUGUUCUGGUACUACAUAAAGUAGUGAUCAUGGGGUAGACAUUUUCGUGGCACUACAUAAAGUAGUGAUCAUGGGGUAGACAUUUCUCUGGGACUACAUAAAGUAGUGGUCAUAGGUUAGACAUUUUUCUGGGACUACAUAAAGUAGUGGUCAUGGGGUAGACAUUGUUCUGGUACUACAUAAAGUAGUGAUCAUGGGGUAGACAUUGUUCUGGUACUACAUAAAGUAGUGAUCAUGGGGUAGACAUUGUUCUGGCACUAAUUCAAUUGAAGAACGCCAUAGUCAAAGGAUAUUUGAUCACAUUGUACUUUAUGAAUAGACUUUAGGUUUAGUGUUCCUUUAAUGCAGAUAUGUAUGCUGCCGCAUACCUUUUAUUUCCUGAUUAAAUAAAAUAUUUCAAGCUGCAUCUGUAAUAAAAAUGUUGAGAUGUCUUGAGCAAUGUCACAGUUUUCUAUGGUUUUUCAUUACUUAUUUUGGUAAUACAGUACUAAAUGAAAACCAUUAAAGGAAUACAGAAUGCAGUAAUGCACCAUGGCAUUGAUAACACUAUAGCUAAUGAUGGAUGUCACGGAUUUAGGCAGGAUCUGCCACCAACAUAAUGUGGCUUAGGUCAGUCAGUUCCCUGGCAUGUCUGAUGGGUGAAUUAGGGAAGAUAGGUGUCGUAGCUACAUUUUCUAAGAGUGUAGUCACAUGCGGGAAUUUCACUGCAGAAAUUUCUGUGGCUGAAAACUCAAUUCCAUAUGUCUGAAUAGGAUUGCAUCUGCAGCAAAUACAUGGAUUCUACAAACCUUGUUCAUACCCUAAACUAUAUUCACAGCUGUAGAAUGGAAUUAUUUGAAGAAACAGAAUAAAAAUCACAGCAGUGUGUUUGCAUUUGCUGAGGGCUUAUACAUGGUAUACAAUAUAUUCUCUGCUGUCAUAAUGAAGACAUGCUAAUUGUGAUACAUCUGUGUUUGCAUUUCUGUAUUUGUGUUCCAACAUAGGAAGAGAUAAAUGAAAAUGGUGGCAGUGCUGGAUCCAUCACAUGACAUACCCAUCAGACCAUUACCAUCCCAUCAUGGUGUCUGUCAUUUUACCGGCUGCUUGCUGCGCUAUUUCUUUAGCAAUUCAGUGGAAUCAGCAGCAGAGGCUUCUAAUGAAACCUCUAACACAGAUGUCAACACAACCUAAAUGUGAAUAAACUGUAUUACUGGAGAUUUAUAUUUUCAUUUCAUUUUUCAUUUCAUCAUUUAUCAUUUCAUUUUUGUCAGCAUCCAGGAAUAAUAUAUGCAAAAACUGGCCAACGUUUCGGUCCUAAUACAGGACCUUGAUCACGGCCU
Molecule: messenger RNA, 6098 nt
Organism: Bufo gargarizans (Asiatic toad)
Lineage: Eukaryota; Metazoa; Chordata; Amphibia; Anura; Bufonidae
Gene: EGF
Product: epidermal growth factor
Exons: 21
Coding region: 371-3352 (993 amino acids)
Molecular function (GO): calcium ion binding
Source: RefSeq, a predicted model, not a curated record